CUGGCUAUAUUGGGGAUCUAAGCAGAGGAAGAUCGCCAACCUUAGAGAAAAAUUAUUUCAGCAAAAUGGUGGUAUCAUGUUACAAGAACUUUCCAAACAUGAAGGAUCAGUCCAGUCAGCAAAAAUCUUUACUGAAGAGGAUCUAAAGAAGGCAACAAACAACUUCAAUGAAAAUAAUGUCCUGGGAAAAGGAGGCCAAGGAAUAGUCUACAAAGGAGUAUUACCAGAUAACACCAUAGUUGCCAUUAAGAAGCCCAGAGUAGCUGAUCAGAGUCAGUCCCAGAUUGAGCAAUUCAUUAAUGAAGUCAUAAUUCUCUCCCAAGUCAACCAUAGAAAUGUUGUGAAGCUCCUAGGGUGUUGCUUGGAGACAAAAGUUCCUUUCCUUGUCUAUGAAUUUAUUACCAAUGGGACUCUCUAUGACCACAUACACACUGCAUGCCAAAGAGCAUCCUCAAUCACAUGGGAGAAUCGCCUAAGAAUAGCAGCGGAAACUGCAACAGCCCUUUCAUAUUUACAUUCUGCCGCUAGUACUCCUAUCAUUCAUAGAGAUGUUAAGACUGCCAACAUACUCUUAGAUGACAAUUACGUUGCUAAAGUGUCAGAUUUUGGCUCUUCAAGGUUGACCCCUGUUGACCAAAUUCAGUUAGCGACACUUGUUCAAGGGACACACGGUUACUUGGACCCAGAAAGCUUGCAAACAAGCCAAUUGACUGAAAAGAGUGAUGUUUACAGCUUUGGGGUUGUCCUUGUGGAAUUACUAACGGGCAAGGAGGCAAUUUCUUUCGAUAGGUGUGCAGCAGAGAGAAAUUUAGCGAUGUAUUUUAUUUUAGCCAUGAAAGAAGACCGCUUGUUUGAAAUUGUGGAUGAACAGGUGAAGAAUGAAGCAAAAGCUGACCAGCUAAAGGAAUUUGCUAUUUUAGCAAAGGGAUGCUUACGAGUGAAAGGAGAGGACAGGCCAACCAUGAAGGAUGUAGCAAUGGAGCUGGAGGGAUUGAAAAUGACGGAGAAACAUCCAUGGGUAAACGACAACAAAGGUUCAGAAGAGAGCCAAUACUUGCUUGAAGAUCUACUUUCAGAUGCUUAUGAUGGUGAAACUAGUACGAGGAAUUCAACAAUUUAUGAUAGCAUCACAAACCCCAACAUUUCACUAUGUAAUGGUGGACGAUAAGGUGUUUCUGGUGGCAGUCUACGUUCAUUAGAUGUUGUUUUGUAAUGUUUUCAUUUUAGAUUUGUCAAACAAUCCCUGUGAGUUGUUUUGGACUUUUGAUUAUAUAUGUUAUUGAGGUUCAAUUU
Camellia sinensis is the source of this 1293-nucleotide messenger RNA. The record is from RefSeq and is a predicted model, not a curated record. Lineage: Eukaryota; Viridiplantae; Streptophyta; Magnoliopsida; Ericales; Theaceae.